UUAGAUAUAUACACAUGUUCAUAAUUGAUAAGUUUUGGAUAAGAUUUCGGUACCUUUCAACAUUUCUUAAAGAUAAGGAAACGUUUAAUUGUAUACUAUAAGCAAGGCUGGAAUUCUUGGACAAAAGGCACACCCAAAUAACGUACGCAAUUGCGGACGAGGAAAACAUACUUAAUAUUGCCCAAUUUACAUCAAAACAAUAAAAGAUAACUGUUAUUGAUAGAGGAGAUCUAGAGCAUCACGCCAUCAAAACAAUAGCAGAAAUGGGCCCUAGGAAUUCCAAAAUUUUGCCUUGUCCUGCACCAGGGGUUCAAUUUAAAGGACCACCAAACUACAAUGAUGUGAUCAGGAAUGUACAGGCAGGCGAUGCACCUCCUAAAUAUAGUGAGGUCAUUAAUGAAAUUAAACAACGAAAUGCAGCAGAAUGCCAAGCGGGUGUAAAUUCCUCCCGACAAAUGACAUUUUCAUCAGCUGUUUUAUCAUCAAAUGCAACUGGGAUAGCUGACCAAGUACCACCAGAGCCAUCAUUAGCAGAAACACCGUUAUCGCCAACAAGUCCAUGGAUACCCUUAACUCCAACAUCGUCUCCACUUUCUCACGUGACAUCCUUCCCUUUCUCCACCGUGACACAACCACCCCCUCCACCCACCAAACGGAUAUCAACAGCGGAGUUAAACCACGACCAAAGGACCCCAGCGAGGAAUGUAAUCUCAAUGAAUCAAAAUGGACAAUCUGAAAGUUGCCAAAAUAUACAAAUGAACAAUCGACAUUUUCCGGACAAAUGUAUCAAAUUUCAUACAUUUUGCUGUACCCGUGUCACGUCGAAGGAGGGUGGCGAUACCCAGAAACUACAAGGUGAAACCUAUAGGUGUUGGCCGCCUCCUUUGUUCACAACACUUAUAACAUUCUUGCAGAUCGUGACAUACGUGUGUUUCUCAUUGCGUGGUGGAGAGAUCCGUAUGGCUCCCAACAUAACAAAGGAUAACGUCUUUGUCUACGACCCUGAGAGAAGAUACGAAGCGUGGAGAUUCGUGCUUUAUUCUCUCUUGCAUGUCGGAUGGAUCCAUCUUUUCUUUAACCUCCUCGUCCAGGUGAUGGUCGGGAUUCCCCUGGAGAUGGUACAUGGGACAUUUCGCAUUGCUGCCAUCUAUUUUGCUGGUGUUCUUGCAGGAUCUUUGGGAUCGUCAGUGUUCGACCCAGAAGUACGACUGGUCGGAGCGUCUGGUGGCGUGUACGCUCUUUUAGCAGCCCAUCUGGCAAAUAUAUUAUUGAAUUACUCACAGAUGGAACUUGGUUUGCUGAAAUUGUUGUCGAUAUUCAUGAUCUCUAUAUCUGACGUUGGGUUUGCAAUAUGGAACAGGGCGGUGUCGGUUACUGAAAGUGACGGCCCUCAAGUUGGAUAUGUAGCACAUAUUGCCGGGGCACUCGCUGGACUCGCAAUGGGGCUCAUAGUGCUCAAGAACUUUGAAAAGAAACUUUAUGAACGCGUGAUAUGGUGGUGUGCUUUGAUUUUGUACUUCGCUUGGCUCAUCUUCGCGAUUGCGUGGAAUUUUCUGUGAGAUAGCACAACAUCUAAAGUGAAAGUCAACGUAAUAUACAAUAUGUCGUAGUUUUGAUGGCCAUGACAGCAGUUAGCGUCAUCAAGAAUGGAGGCAGAUUUUUGCAUAAUACCAGGGUUGCAGACUGAAUGGUGGACCGAUGUUAAGAUGAACUUUAUAUACAAAUAGUCAAAUAUUUGGAUUGAUCAGUCUAUUUUAGGUGUACUUAAAGUACUAUGUAUAUUGUAAAAUGGCAAUAAAAUGAUACUAUUCAUGAACGCAUUUAAG
Messenger RNA from Owenia fusiformis, 1826 nucleotides. NCBI's taxonomy places the organism in Eukaryota, Metazoa, Annelida, Polychaeta, Sabellida, Oweniidae. The record is from the annotation of a GenBank genome assembly.